CACAAAUUUACGCAACCUCAUAUUCGUCCGCUCUUUCCUGCUUUGAGGCGACGACACAAUCUAGAAGAAUGAACCGGUCAUCUGUGAGACAGAAAGGGCGAUGGCAGCUCAGCUAUGAACUCCCGCACGAAGCAUUCAGAUCCCAUGUCUAUCCUCGGCAGUCCUCAAAUGGUUCCACCGUCAUAGUCUACGGGCAUGAGCAAGGCUUGCGUCUUGUGUGGUACGCUGGCAGAGGAUUCAAGCCACCAAAGAAAGAGCUGCUGCCACCAAAGAUAAAUGGGGCUGCAAAGAGCGACCCUAUGGUCAUCGAUAUCGACGACGACGACGACGACGACGAUGCGGCAGCGAAAACAGAGGCCGAAAUAGGGCCUGCUGAGUUCCAAGAAGAUGAGGAGGAAGUGGACCCGUCGGCACCAUAUCGAGAUGUGAUCAGGCAUAUCGACAUACCAUUGGGAACGGCAGCUUCGAGGAUUGCAGUGCCACAUAUUGUUAAGGAUCUCGCGCAAGCUCCUCCAGAAUCAUGGCCAGCUAUUUACAACGAUCGCAUCAUUGUCGCUGCCGCUUGCACUGAUCUUAGUAUUCGAGUCAUAUCUGCUCCUCUUGAUCCACCUGCUCCAGAAGUGCACGACAUCUCCAGAAUGGAUGUCCAAAUUUUGAAAAUAGAAGGUUCAAAUUCCCACCAGCAGCUCGUCUCAGACAUCGCAAUCACUCACACGGGAGUUGUUUGGAAGGAACAAGAGGACGCCGAGGAACAGACUCAACUAAAGCCUCAGACUCGCUCACAAUCUCAAUCCAAGCAAGAGAGUGCAGAAUCCGAACCCGAACGUUGGUCACUUCUCAUUGCAUCAGUGUCGUGUACUGGUGCGGGAUUGUUACUCGUUCAUCAAGUUCCGCUCCACAAAAAUCAACUUACGGCGAACGCAGAUUAUCCUGUCCCAAUCAGGAGGACCUACCUUCGCUCCUCAUGCAUGAAUGCGAGGGUUUCGUUCAAUACCUCUCCGUACCCGUCUGAAAGACAUUCAACGAUACUCAUUACAGUUCCCGCAGAUUCCACAGUCAAGAUCUACCAGAUUUUCCCGUCACACACUCGAGAGCGCAGAGGAUCCACUGCAACAGCUGAUUCCGUCUCGAGCACGCGGUCAACAAAACUCCCAAGCAGUGAUCGAGGGAAAUUCCUCAUCACAAUGCUCCCGCCCUUCAGGCAGGAGAAUACGGAAGUUUUCCAGCAGAGACGAAAAGGGGUUUUGGACGCAAGAUGGCUCAUCGGCGGCCGUGCUGUCGCAACUUUGCUUGAAGAUGGCGAAUGGGGGAUCUGGGACCUAGAAGCGGUGGGACCGACAUCUUCCAGCUCCGGUGCCAAUCUUCUUCGUGGACACGGAAACAUCUCAGGCAUUCAAGGCGGCUCCUUGACUCGGUUUGCAGUUCGCUCACACAUCUUACCUUCUGUGGAGUCCAAACAGAAAUCGUCCUAUACUGAGUCACAACCAACAUCCGGUUCUUUGGCUCCAAUGACCCCGUCGACUCGCAAGGUGCGAUCCGAGGGUCUGUUCCAAGGCUCAGCAUCCACGAAUAACCCAUCAAGACCGAACGGCCAACGAUGCUUCGGGUCCAUCUAUGUCGAAGAAAAGCUUUCGAACCGUGUAGCAUCCGACGAGUCCGUGCUCAUUAGCUACGCCAACGAAACAAUAUACAUUCCGUCAAUCCUCUCUUUCUGGAAGGACGAAUCCAAACCGGUGCGGCUUCCGCCUGCAAGCUUAGGAGGCCAAGUCCCAUUGUCCCUCAGUCUCCUUCCUAGCUCAGAACCUUCAAGCAAUGUGUUCUCUGGGGCCAGCAUCUUCGACAAUACACGCUCUCCUCCAGAUUUCCUCAUACAGACAUCUCAUCGCCUCAUCCUCUCGCUCAACCCACUCUCCUUACGUUCCAGCGCGGCCGAUCCGUCUACACAGACGAUAGCUGCCCCGUCAGACCAAACACUGCUUGCAUCCGGCAAUCUGGAUGUCGAGGGUAUGGACCGCAUCCUUGAUGACAUGGGUGGUGCGGCAGCAACGAAGAAACCCAUGAACCUAUUUACGAAGAGCGUAGGAUUCCGCAUUGACGAUGAGGAUGGGGACGAGGACGUCGACAUGGGGAGCCCGACGCCAGCGAAAGGCAGGGGGUUGAAGAUCAUGAGUGGGAAAAAAGUGCUCGAAGGCCAGUCAGCCGUACCAACGAGGAGAUUGUUCACAUGAGCGCCUCUGAAACUCAACCCGGUUGAAAAGCUGAUGGACUUUGCCGCUUUCCCAGCUGGAGUUGGCUCUCUUAUGUUGGCAACAAGGACGGUUCCUUUGUACGAUACCCAAAUCUCGAGCUUUGUCUUGUUCUUAUGCGCCGUCGAAGUAAUACUCGAGCCUCUGAAUGUGCUGGGAGGUCCACAUGGACAACGUACAGAGGACAUAAGUGGCCCUUUGAAGGCAUCUCUUCAACGUCAUGGUCAGCAUCUACUGGAGCUUGCCCCUACGAUCCCCUUUUUCAUGCGA
Messenger RNA from Cladophialophora immunda, 2516 nucleotides. RefSeq lists its product as uncharacterized. The coding region runs from base 69 to 2228 and encodes 719 amino acids. The transcript is spliced from 2 exons. Lineage: Eukaryota; Fungi; Ascomycota; Eurotiomycetes; Chaetothyriales; Herpotrichiellaceae. The record is from RefSeq and is a predicted model, not a curated record.